GGGACGGGAGUCGCCGCAGCCGCGCAGACAGCGCCCGCCCGUGCCGCAGCCGCCAGGCCCCCCGCGCGCUGCCACCUGCCCCGGCCCCCGAGCCCCCGCCACGAUGCGCGCGGCGCCGGCGCUCCCCGCGCUGCUGCCGCUGCUGCUGUUGCUGCUGCUGCCGCUGCUGCGGCCGGCGCUCGCCCAGGACGCCGCAGGAGAGGUCCAGCCUGUGGACCCACCGAAGAGCACGGCCACCUCUGCGGCCCCGGGCCAGGAAGUGACGACCACGGCGGCGCCCGCGGCGGCCAGCACUGCUGCAGUGACCGCGGCGGCUCCCAGCGCCGGCGCCCAGACGGACAAGGGUGCUCUGGGCGCUGAGCCCGAGGGCGCUGCGGAGAGGGACCCCGACCCGGCCGCCGCGGUGGCCCCGACCACCGUCCAAGGGAGCUCGGCGCCCGCCCCCGCGCCCAGCGACAGCGCGUCCGUGGGAGCCCCCGCAGGGGACGCAGGGGCCACUACCGCGUCCACCCAGCCCAGCCCGGCCGCAGAGCCUGAGCUGCCCACGGACAAAGCCCCCGCCGCCGCCAGCAGCUCGCCCGCCGUCCCCGACGCCGCCCCCCAGGGCCCAGACCCGGCUGUGCAGGCGGCGUCCAGUCCGGUGCCCACCAAGCCGGCCCCCACCGGCGCCCAGGACGGGGCCCCGGGCGCGACCACAGACUCGGCCCCGGAAGCGGGAAAGCCGGCGACGUCGCCCCCCGCAGGAGCGAGCCACCCGGCCAGCACGGCCUCUGCGCCACCCGCCUCCCCCAGCCCGGCCGCCGCCACCGACUCCGGGGCCCCCGGCAGCACGCCCCGGGAUGGGGACCAGAGGACGGUGACACCCAGUGGCCUCAGCCCUGCGGCGGGCUCCACCUCCGUGCCUGCGGGGUCACCUUCCACAGCGAGUACGGUGCCACCGGGCGUGAUCCCGGGACAUGAGCCAGAUGCCAGCCAGAAGCCUGAGGUCACUGAGACCCCAGCACUGUCCACAGGGAGCACCUCCCCGGACACGGUGCAGCCCACGGACAGUUCCGCCAGCCCGAUUGCUGAGUCCUCCACGGUAGUGGCUGCAGACUCCAGUGCUCCCGUCACGUCUUCCGCCCCCCACGAAAUCCACCCCUCUCCCACCGCAACUCCAGGGAGCAGCAGGGAUUUUUUUGAGAUACACUGUGAACCGCCGGAAAGGUUCUCGGAGAAGAUGCUGGUCCUCAACUUCACCAAAACAGGACUGUGUGCCGGGAGCCCUCCUGAUGACAAGCUGGCGACGCUUCUGUGCCAAGCGGCCAAAGCCACCUUCAACCCGGCGCACGACCAGUGCCACAUCUGGCUGGCCCCCGUCCCGGAAAUCCAGGCGCUGGCCGUCAAAGAGAUCACCAUUCAGACCAACCUCCUUCCCCAGGACGUGUAUGAGUCGCUGAGAGACAAAUGGGAUGCCCUGAAGGAGGUGGGCGUCAGCAACAUGCAGCUGGGGGAGCAGGGCCCCCCCGAGGAGGCGGAGGACCGGUUCAGCAUGCCGCUCAUCAUCACCAUCAUCUGCAUGGCGUCCUUCCUGCUCCUCGUCGCCGCUCUCUAUGGCUGCUGCCACCAGCGCCUCGCGCAGAGGAAGGACCAGCAACGGCUCACAGAGGAGCUGCAGACCGUGGAGAACGGCUACCACGACAACCCCACCCUGGAAGUGAUGGAGACGUCGUCGGAGAUGCAGGAGAAGAAGGUGGUCGGCCUGAAUGGGGAGCUGGGGGACAGCUGGAUCGUGCCCCUGGACAACCUCACCAAGGACGACCUGGACGAGGAGGAGGACACGCACCUCUAAGCGGCGUGGACAGGGCCAGCGGGCUCCACGCCGAGCCACCUCAAGUGCCACUGGACAGGGGAGGGGACGCUUCCUCGCCGAGCCGAGGGGCAGGCCGGAGGGUCCCACCCUCCCCCCCGCCCCCUCCACCUCCCCAUGACGAGGCCUUAACUUUUCCCCUUUCUAGCUGAACACAUCGCGUUUUGUCUCGGUUCCUCUCCCGAGAGCCUGCCCGGGCCCAGAUGAGCUGGAGGGCUUUGGGCCGAUGGGUGGCAGCCUUCAGCACCCCCGUAACAGCCUGGGGCCCCCAGAGCGAGCCGCCGGGGUCACACUGGGUGAUGACAGUCAGGAUGAACACGGAAACCUUUGCAUUCCACCCAGGGCACAUUCCCAGGGGUCCAUGCGUCUGCCCUGUCCGGGCCGCCCCCGAGCGCGCCCCUGUCCCCUCUGUCAUUUAUCACGCUGUGGGCCCACCCUGGCUGGUGGGGGGCCAGGUCCGGGGGCUCACCUCCAACACCAUGCUCUGCCUUCCGCUUUCCUCACAUUGUUCUAGGAUGAAAAGGGCUUGGGUGGGGGUGGGGGCUCCACCUGUCAGUGAAGGGUGGGGAGGACCAUGAGGAAUGGGUCCUCAUCCUUCACUCAAACCCGGGGGUGGCACCCCCAAGGUCAGCAGCCGUCACCCAAGGCCAAGGGCUUGCUUGUUGGUGGCUCACGGCCUGCCUGGCCACCGGGGGUGAAGAGGCAGCUCAGGGACACCCCCGGGGCCCCACCUGCGCAGGAAAGGCCUCGGUUAGAGGAUGACCCUCCCCCGGCCCCCCACGUCCACAGAGACGGGGUCUGGACAGACAAUCCACGGGGCGGCAGGAAGGGCCUGGCUGUGGCAGUUCCCGGGGGCUCUCAGGGACUUGGCGGCUGGCUGAGGGUUUUGUUGCUCAUCCCUGUGGCCUGGAGGAGGCGUCUGUUUGCAGCUGAUCCUGGCUCUCCUGGGCUAGGGGAGGGGGCGGGGGGGGGGGGCCUGGCGGCCUGCCGCCUCUCCCCUGCGGCCUACCAUGGAGCUCGGCAGCUGUGUCCUCUCCGGGGUUCCAGCCAUCCGGGUGGCAUCUCAGGGAAACCAGAUCCCCACUGCGCCCCCCCCGCCCCCCCCUCUACCUUCCCCCCCCCCCCCAGGGGCCCGGCAGGCAGAGGGCUCAGAGGGGCAGCCGAGCGUGGGAGAAUGAAAGCUCAGGCCUGGAGGCAGCACCCCGGCGGGCUCGGGCUCUGAGACUCGUUUCUCUGUGACGGCGGUCUGUGGCGUCCGCGGCCACCGCCGGCUGCCUGGACGUCACGCAUCUCUGCCCACCUGUCUGUCUAGAGAGAUGCAAGUGUUCCGACUCGCUGGAUCUGGCGGGUGGGCGUGGGGGUGGGGGGGAAUAUCUGCCUCCUGGGGGAGAGCUGUUUGCUUCCUCCUGCCCAGCUCUGGGUCACUCUGCCCAGGGGGCCACUGUCCCUCCGGCCAGGCGUGUCGGGGCAACGGGUCUGUCCCUGCCAAGAAGCAAAUCAAAUGCUGUGACCCUGGUGUCCUCUCGUGGGAAGAGGAGGGCAGUGGGCAGGAGGGAUGGUGUUGGGCCGGGAGGCGUGGCCGUGGGGCUAUCCACGGAGAGCCCCAAGACAGCGGGGGCUCAUUCAGGGGCGGCCUCUUGGUGCCCCCCCACCCCCCCGCCCUCAUGCCUUUGCGGGCCAUUCCGGACUCCUGCCCACGCCUGGUCUUGCUCAGACACCUUUGGCUAGCCACGCCCCCCGGCCCCCCAGCGGGGAUGCGCCCUUGGCUGGAGCCCUGGGCCUGUGUCCACGCCGGUUUGGUCCAGCCGAGACGUGAGUCCUUUCUCGCCCCCCCCCCCCCCACCCCUCAAUAAGGAAAGCAAGCAGAACGUUUAUUCCAACCGUUUCUAGAGCUUUAUCCUUUUUUUUUUUUUUUUGACAAUAUACUGGAGAAACUUGGAAACAUUAUGUUCAAGCUGAUCUAUCUAUAUAUAUAUGUACACAUGGUUCUGGGGAUAAUGUAAAUACAGUGGCCAUGCCCUGGUCCGCCCUGCACUGCUUUAAAUGAAUCUUCUUGGCACAAGCCUUGUUAGCUAGGGGAGGCGGUUCCUCCACCCCCACCCCCUCUCUGAUAGGAAUGUAAAUGUUUCUUUUACUAGAAAUGACAAGUUUGGGGCUGUGUGAUUUUUUUUUCCCCUUUUCUUUGACGAACCAUAAAGUAUCAGGCAGAUUGAGAUCAAGUCUCUGUCCAGCGGAUCUUAACCCGGAUCUUGACUCCCACCCCCACCCCGCCCUGGCCCCAGGGAGCGUGUUUCAGCGACCACCACCUUUUACAGAAAAGGAAGUCCAGAAAGAUAAGGGGGACUUAGUCCAAAUCUGUCACCCAUGACGACAGAAGCAGGACUAAAACAUGGGGUGCAAACACCGUGCAGAGCCGGGUGCUGGCAGGGACACUGGCCCCAGGCAGCCGGGCUGGGGCAGCGAGGGCAAGAGGACAGCAUCCUUUCUCCGCCCUGGUGGCCUCCUGUGGACUGCGGGCGUCCCUCCUGGGCGGGGGCAGGCCCCGGGGUCAGCCUGGGGAGCGCGAGCGACCUUCGUCCGCGCUGCUGCUGGUGUGCCCGGAGACUGCGGGGGACCCCCGCUGGACUGAGGCCACGGGCCUGUGUGACUGAGUGAAUGUGGAGGCUGCCCAGCACGUGUCUUAGUGGACAGGGGUCUGAAGUACACUGGAAUUUACUGAGAAACUUAUUUGUAAAGACUAAUUAUUGCCAUUUUCUUACGGAAAUAUAUUUUGGAAACUUG
Messenger RNA from Sorex araneus (European shrew), 4630 nucleotides. RefSeq names its product podocalyxin like (gene PODXL). The coding region runs from base 104 to 1831 and encodes 575 amino acids. Lineage: Eukaryota; Metazoa; Chordata; Mammalia; Eulipotyphla; Soricidae. Gene Ontology annotation, cellular component: microvillus membrane; apical plasma membrane. The record is from RefSeq and is a predicted model, not a curated record. The transcript has 8 exons. Gene Ontology annotation, biological process: cell migration; positive regulation of cell-cell adhesion mediated by integrin; regulation of microvillus assembly.